UAAGAUCUCACACCUACCCACCUAUAUACCAGCUAGUUAUUCUCAAAUCCACGAUUCCUAAACUCAAAGCAAGCGAGUCACGUGUCAGCACCCCUGGGCGCAAAAAGCCAAGCCCAGCCCAGGCCCGAGAGUUUCGCGAGCGCGAGAAAAUGCCGAGAUAUGGCUUGAACGAUCGAUCCUUUAAAGUACAGGAGUGGAGAGGAAUGAGAUUGUUGAAAAGUAUAAAGGGAGAGUGAUGGUCGUGUUUGAGGCGAGAGGAGAAAUUAUAUAUUCAUACCAUCGGGAUUUUAAUUAUCUAUUUUGGAUUUGGACGAGCCAAGGACUUUUAAUUAAGCGAUUACCCCUUUGUAAUUGAGAUACAUACUUUACUACUUUACUACCACGGAACGCGAGUAAAGAAAGUCUUAUUCUAAUUUCCCUCAUCACGGAAUACGAAAUCCCAAACCCAAAAUGGGUUCACAAUGCAAUGAAUGUAUCAAGGUACAUCUACCCACUCCCACUUUCUCCCCCGAAAAACCUUAACUAAUCCCACCACUCCAGGGAACGAUCCACGCCGGCCUCCCCAUCGGCCAUGAAGAAACCGUCCACGGCUUGAACACCUACGUCGUCGGCAACCCCCUCACUACACGCGCCACAGUAGUAAUCUACAGCGACAUAUUUGGGCAUCUCCUCCCCAACAACAAACUCCUUGCCGACGCCUAUGCGGCAUCGGGAGAAUAUCUCGUGUACCUCCCUGAUUUUUUCGAAGGCGAUCCUGUAAAUCUGAAGGUUGCUGAUUUAUUGAUUCCCGUUGAUGCGACAAAACAAGGAACAUUGGGGAAAUAUACGGGGAUUUUGGCUAGUAUGCCUAGUUUUUUGAUGUGGAUGGGAAGACACAAGGAAGCGAGAUGUACGACUGUUUGUAAUGGAUUUCUUGAGAAACUGAGGGUUGAGACGAAACGGGAGAGGAAAAUUGGGAUGGUUGGCUUUUGUUGGGGAGGAAGAUAUGCAAUUCGUGCUGCCCUUGAGGAGAAUAUGGUUUCGAUUGAAGGAGAGAAGAAACCAUUGAUUGAUGCAGUGGUGGCUUUGCACCCGAGUAAUUUAGUGUUUCCAAGGGACGUAGAUGGAUUGGUUGUGCCAGUAAGUUAUGGAUGGGGGGAGAAUGAUGUUGCGGUUAAUAUUAAGUCGAAGGGUAUCAUUGAGGAGAUUCAUAGGAAGGAGGGCGAGAAGGGGAGGAGCGUACCGGAGAUGGAACAUCGGGUUUACAAACCUGGACGUCAUGGCUUUGCUGUAAGAGGUAAUCCUGAUGAUCCUCAAGAGAGGGCAUGCUUGGAGGAUUCGAUGAAUCAAGGCUUACAGUGGUUAGGGAAGUGGCUUUGAUUUGCAAUUGAUAGGAGGUAACUGGAGUUUUGGUGGGAACUGUUUCUUUGAGAAUAAUAUGAAAUAGAUUACCUGGUUUUGUAAUAUUUCCCAGAAACUAUGUUCUUGAAAUCAUACGGUCUCAAUGUCUCUUGUUUCGCUUCUAACCGUAACAAACAACUAAAAUUUCAAAUGCUAGUAUAAUAAGUUUCAUUGAAAUGACUCCGGCGUCUUCUUUGAGCUGGAAUCGGAAGGAAAAGACAGCAGAAGAAAUCAGAUUGACAUCGAUUAUUGCUUGAUAAAUGAGGAAAUAUAUGAAUGAGUAUAUGAAUGAUGAGUACAUGUGGCGAAAUGAAAUGAAAAUAUGGGAAAAUUCUCAUU
Sclerotinia trifoliorum is the source of this 1719-nucleotide messenger RNA. The record is from the annotation of a GenBank genome assembly. Lineage: Eukaryota; Fungi; Ascomycota; Leotiomycetes; Helotiales; Sclerotiniaceae.